GAAAAAUAAGGUAGAAUCAAAUCAACAUAACCAAAUGUUAAAGAAGGUGAAUAAUGCAAAAGCUAGUGUGUGUAGCGCUGCUAGUGAUUUCAUGUCGUCAUUACAUUUCCUGAGAUGAGGGGAGGUUGAUAGUGUGUUGUACUGUUUUCGUGUUGAUAUAGACUAGCUCCACUUUUUAUGUGAUUUUCAUUUAAUGCAAGUAUACGAGUUUUUUGUUUUGUUUUGGUGUUAAUUAUUUUAAUGAUAUAAAUAGCUUAAAGCUGCAAAGGGGUAGGACUUGGUAGCAUGCACACACUAGUUGCUGUUUGAAGCAAAGAGAGAGAAAGAGAGAGAGAGAAGGGACAGGGAGGUUUUAGUUUUUGGCAUUGGUGCUUGUGCUUGAGAAAUGGAAAAGGAAAAGAAAGAAAGAAAGAAGGGAACAGUAUCAGCGUCAGUGUGAUGAGUGGUUUCACUGAAAGGUUGGUUUCUUUUCGAGAUAGAAAAGAAGAAAAGGCACAACAAGUAGUAUAGUACUCAACUCAAACCCAAUAAUACUAGCCACUCAUGCUUUCCUUUGGUCCGCGUGCUUCGAUGCAAACCCUUUAAUUUGGUUGCUUUGUGUUGUGCCAAGCCCCACCCUUUGAAAGAAAGAUCUCUGCACUCUGCCUUUUUCUCAGGUUUUGCUCUUCUUUGUUCUCUAGGGGCACAACACCACAUGAGAUUCUCACAUUAACAACGUGGACCCUUCUUCUCUCCCUUCUCUCAUAUGGGGUGGUGAGUCAAGGUGGUGAUGGGAGAGGAGGGAAAGGAGAGUUUUUGUUUGGUGGGGAUGCAACUUGUGAAUUGAAGACUUAGAAACGUAGGUUCCUCUAAGUUGAAGAAGACGUAGAGAGUGGUGCAGCUUAGGAAUAGGAUUAUGAUGGCUUCCGUAGAAGAAAAGAUUAAAACCGGAGGAGUUGGUGUUGGAGUUGGCGGAGGAAUGGUUGUUGGGGGUCAAAGUCUUGUUGCUGAGAUGAAACUGCUGAAAGAAAUGCAGGAACAUUCUGGGUUCAGAAAGACUUUGAAUUCAGAGUUAUGGCAUGCUUGUGCAGGCCCUCUUGUGUCACUACCUCAGGUUGGGAGUCUUGUGUUUUACUUCCCUCAGGGACAUAGUGAGCAGGUGGCAGCUUCUACUAGAAGAACAGCAACCUCGCAGAUUCCAAACUACCCCAAUCUUCCAUCUCAGUUGUUGUGUCAAGUUCAAAAUGUCACACUGCAUGCAGACAAGGAGACAGAUGAAAUCUAUGCUCAAAUGACUCUCCAACCGCUGAAUUCUGAAAAAGAAGUCUUUCCCAUAUCUGAUUUUGGACUAAAGCACAGUAAACAUCCCAGCGAGUUCUUCUGCAAAACUUUGACUGCUAGUGAUACAAGCACGCAUGGCGGCUUUUCGGUUCCUCGCAGGGCAGCAGAGAAGCUCUUUCCUCCGUUGGAUUACACUAUUCAACCCCCAACUCAAGAACUCGUUGUUCGAGAUUUGCAUGACAAUACCUGGACAUUUCGACAUAUAUACCGCGGUCAACCAAAGAGACACCUUCUCACAACAGGAUGGAGUUUGUUUGUAGGCUCAAAAAGGCUUAGAGCUGGUGAUUCUGUUCUUUUCAUCAGGGAUGAGAAAUCUCAAUUGCGAGUUGGCGUGAGGCGCGUUAAUCGUCAACAGACAACUCUGCCAUCAUCAGUGCUUUCUGCUGAUAGCAUGCACAUUGGUGUGCUUGCUGCUGCAGCUCAUGCUGCUGCCAAUCGAAGUCCAUUUACUAUUUUCUACAAUCCAAGGGCAUGCCCUUCAGAAUUUGUUAUUCCGCUGGCUAAAUACAGAAAAUCUGUAUUUGGGACUCAGGUCUCAGUUGGUAUGAGAUUUGGCAUGAUGUUUGAGACUGAAGAAUCGGGUAAGCGCAGAUAUAUGGGUACAAUAGUUGGUAUUAGUGACGUAGAUCCCUUAAGGUGGCCUGGUUCUAAAUGGAGAAAUAUUCAGGUGGAGUGGGAUGAACCAGGGUGUGGUGAUAAGCAGAAUAGAGUUAGUGUAUGGGAGAUUGAGACUCCUGAAAGCCUUUUUAUCUUCCCUUCUUUGACUUCAAGUCUGAAACGGCCAUUACAAUCUGGACUUUUAGAAAAUGAGUGGGGAAUGUUAAGAAGACCUUUUAUAAGAGUUCCAGAAAAUGGAACUAUGGAGCUCUCUAAUUCAAUGCCAAAUCUCUACUCAGAACACCUGAUGAAAAUGCUUUUUAAACCCCAGCUUAUGAACAACAAUGGAGCAUUUUUAUCUGUCAUGCAACAAGAAUCUGCAGCUUCAAGAGCUCCCUUGCAAGAUAUGAAGGCCACGCUGGCAGCAGAGAGCCUGAAAGCUCAACUUGCAAGUACAGAGAACAUGCCACUGAAAAAUCUACAUUCUCAAUCUAUCCCUGACCAAGCCUUAAACAUGCAAUCAGUUUUGAAAAGUGAUCAAAUUGAAAAAUUGCAUCCUCUGGCCAAAAUUGACAAUCAUUUGCCUUGUGGAGCAGUUACUGACAAGUCAAAAUUAGAAUGUGAGGUACUACCUGAUCAUAUUGUUGAUUACCCUUCCAUGGAAGGCUGCAUCCUAGAAAAGGUUGCAGCAAAUCCUGUUAACCAGCAAGGCCUACCAAGCCAAUUUACAUUCCAUAAUCAAAACCAGAGUCCACUACUUCCUCAAUCUAGUCCAUGGCCUAUGCAACCUCAGCUAGAAUCAUCCUUACCCCAUCCUCAAAUGAUUGACAUGGCUCAAGCUGAUUCUGCUUUGGCAAAUGGCAUGAUUCCUCAACUUGACAUUGAUGAAUGGAUGGCGUAUGCUUCUUCCCAACCUUUUGUUGGGCAGAACAAAUCAACUGGACCUUUAUCAGAUUUGCAAGAUCAUGCUUCACUUCAACCUCAAGCAAUGAACCCCCCUUUACCUUCAACAAACCAAGAAGUGUGGGAUCAUUAUGUCAAGAACUUAAAGCUCUUAUCUCAACCAGACCAGAUAACAUCUAUCACUCAGCCAGGGAUGUAUGGCCUCAAUGGCAUACCUAGUUCAAACAGUUUGAGGGAUCUUUCGGCUGAGAGCAACAACCAAAGUGAGAUUUGUGUCAAUGUUGAUGUUAGUAACAGUGUAGGCACCACCAUGGUUGAUCCUUCUACUUCAAGCACCAUUUUGGAUGAGUUUUGCACAAUGAAGGACAGAGAAUUCCAGACACCACAAGAUUGCAUGGUGGGCAACUUGAGUUCAAGCCAGGAUGUCCAGUCUCAGAUAACAUCUGCAAGUCUAGCUGAGUCACAUGCAUUUUCUCUGAGAGACAACUCGGGUGGUACUUCUUCAAGCCAUGUUGAUUUUGAUGAAAGCAGCUUUCUGCAGAAUAACUCAUGGCAGCAAGUACCUGCUCCCAUCCGAACCUACACAAAGGUGCAAAAGGCAGGUUCUGUAGGAAGAUCAAUUGAUGUCACUACUUUCAAGAACUAUGAAGAGUUGAUCCGUGCAAUUGAAUGCAUGUUUGGACUCGAUGGUCUGCUGAAUGACACUAAAGGUUCAGGAUGGAAAUUGGUGUAUGUAGAUUAUGAGAAUGAUGUUCUUCUUGUUGGGGAUGAUCCUUGGGAGGAAUUUGUUGGCUGUGUCCGCUGCAUCAGAAUUUUAUCGCCUUCAGAAGUUCAGCAGAUGAGUGAAGAAGGGAUGAAGAUUCUAAACAGUGGAGCUUUGCAAGGGAUGAAUGUUUGAAUAUUAGGUGGCUGCAUGCAAUGUCACUGAGCCAUACUUAGCUAUUUUAUUGGAUAACAUUGGCCUCAAAUGGUUUUAUCGUCCAAGCAAUCUUUCAAAAGCUAAGGCAUAUGUUGUGAAAGCCAUAUAUUAUUACCUUGUCCUUACGAGAGUGUCUUGUCAUGUAUGAACUAAAGUUGAAGGACACUCGUUAUUGGAACAUUAGUUGGUAUAUACCCAACCUUGAAGAGGGUUUAGCUUAUUAUCACAGAUCAAAAGUUGUAAUAUGUUCCAUUGAGUCAAGGGUUACACACUUCAUGUUAUAAGACAUUCUUGUAGGCAAUGGAAGUAUUAUGCUUUAUUAUUAUUA
This is a messenger RNA of Cajanus cajan (pigeon pea), 4067 nucleotides long. It is a transcript of the gene MP, whose product is annotated as Transcriptional factor B3 family protein / auxin-responsive factor AUX/IAA-like protein. Gene Ontology annotation, cellular component: nucleus. Gene Ontology annotation, molecular function: DNA binding. The record is from RefSeq and is a predicted model, not a curated record. NCBI's taxonomy places the organism in Eukaryota, Viridiplantae, Streptophyta, Magnoliopsida, Fabales, Fabaceae. Gene Ontology annotation, biological process: response to hormone; regulation of DNA-templated transcription.